GAGCGCGCUCCUGGUCGCCGCACCGGCCACCGGCUGGCCGCGAUGACGUCACAGCGGCGGGACGCGCGCAGGCGGAACAGCGCUGCGAGGAGGCGCGCCUAUGAUGACUUCAUGGGGUCAGCCAAAAAUGUGAUCGGCGAAUCUGUUGAUGUGGAGGACAGUUACAACAUGAUGGCCUCUUUCCAGCGGUCUAAUAGUCAUGAUAAAGUCCGAGAAAUAGUGGCUGAGGAGGGCCGGACAGCAAGGAACCUGAUCGCUUGGAGUGUCCCCUUACAGAACGAGGAGGAGGAUGGAAAGCCCAAAUGGCAAGCAGGAGGAAAACCGAAGCGGAUAACUCAGGGAGCCCACAAGGCGACCAAGCAGACCACUGCAUCAUCCACAGCUGCCGAAAAGCACUUCGAUAAAAGUCCCACGAAAACGAGGCAGCCUCGGAAGGUGGAUCUCCGAGCUCGGUACUGGGCUUUCCUUUUUGAUAAUCUAAGGCGUGCCGUUGAUGAAAUCUAUGUCACGUGUGAAUCGGAUCAGAGCGUAGUGGAAUGCAAGGAGGUGCUAAUGAUGCUUGAUAACUAUGUACGGGAUUUCAAAGCUUUGAUUGAUUGGAUACAGUUGCAGGAGAAGCUGGAAAAGGCAGAUGCCCAAAGCAGACCGACUUCACUAGCCUGGGAAGUAAAGAAGAUGUCUCCAGGACGCCACGUAAUUCCAAGCCCAUCAUCCGACAGAAUCAGUGUGACAUCAAAUGCCCGAAGAAGCCUAAACUUUGGGACUCCAGCUGCAACGGUGUCGGCUAGUCGUCUGGCUCCUUCGGGCGUCAGUUGGGCAGACAAGGUAAAAGCGAGCCGCACAGCGAUGGUUCCUGCUAGAGAGAGCAUGGCGACAACGCAGGCGUGCAUGUCUGCGCCCGUGCAGAAAUGUUCCCGGCGGAAUGAGCGAAGGGACGCCGAAGGAUGGGAGACCGUCCAGCGUGGAAGGCCCGUGAGAUCCAAAUCCUCCUCUUUAGCCCCGAAGACAACGUCUUUGACAGACCUAUCCCAGUUGAAGGAUGACAGUGACAAAGAGAACGUCGUUCUCCGUCCGCUGGAGAAUAAACCGAAGGAUUUGUUAACGGAGGAUAGCGCAUCCAAAAACACAGAUGCCACCUUGAAAGAGUCUUGCUACCAAUGCGAGCACCCCCUUGCUGAGAGAACUCAGUUCACAGCCCGCGUCCUCGAGGACCUCAGAGUCUCUGAGAAGAAGGAUGGCUUGCCGGAUGUUUCUCCGCCGUCGCCUUCUGAAGUGCCCGUCGUUCUUGCAGAUGCGGAACGUCCUUUGGAAAGCCCACAGAUGGGCGAAGGAGCUGCCUUUUCCCGGAGUCAAGGCGAGAAUUCAACAGAGAGAAGCCAGAUGGAAACCGAACUGGACCCUGCAGAUAUUUCAAAUUCCAUGGCAGAGGUUCUUGCUAAAAAAGAGGAGUUAGCAGAUCGCCUGGAAAAGGCCAACGAAGAGGCCAUCGCUAGCGCCAUCGCCGAAGAGGAGCAGCUAACCAGAGAGAUCGAAGCGGAGGAGAACAAUGACAUCAACAUCGAGACGGACAACGACAGCGACUUCUCGGCGAGCAUGGGCAGCGGAAGUAUAUCUUUCUGUGGCAUCUCCAUGGACUGGAAUGACGUGCUGGCAGAUUAUGAAGCUCGUGAGUCAUGGCGCCAGAAUAACACCUGGGGAGACAUAGUGGAAGAGGAACCAGCCCGUCCGCCGGGCCACGGAAUACACAUGCACGAGAAGCUGUCCUCACCCUCUCGCAAGAGGACAAUUGCAGAAUCUAAAAAGAAGCUUGAAGAGAAACAGAUGAAAGCUCAACAGCUGAGAGAGAAGCUGCGUGAGGAGAAAACACUAAAGCUUCAGAAAUUAAUGGAAAGGGAAAAAGAUGUCCGGAAAUGGAAGGAAGAAUUGCUGGACCAGAGGAGGAGGAUGAUGGAAGAAAAAUUACUCCAUGCGGAAUUUAAGCGUGAAGUGCAGUUGCAAGCGAUAGUGAAAAAGGCCCAGGAGGAAGAAGCGAAGGUUAAUGAAAUAGCCUUUAUAAAUACAUUGGAGGCCCAGAAUAAGCGUCAUGAUGUUUUGUCCAAACUGAAGGAGUAUGAACAAAGGCUGAAUGAAUUACAGGAAGAGCGCCAGAGGAGGCAGGAAGAGAAGCAAGCGCGUGAUGAAGCCGUCCAGGAACGUAAACGGGUUUUGGAAGCGGAACGCCAAGCCCGGGUGGAAGAGUUGCUAAUGAAACGGAAAGAACAGGAAGCUCGGAUUGAGCAGCAGCGGCAGGAGAAGGAAAGAGCCCGAGAAGACGCUGCUCGGGAAAGGGCCAGAGAUCGAGAAGAGAGGCUGGCUGCCUUGACGGCUGCUCAACAGGAGGCCAUGGAAGAACUGCAGAAGAAAAUCCAGUUGAAGCACGAUGAGAGCAUUCGGAGGCACAUGGAACAAAUCGAGCAACGGAAAGAGAAGGCAGCCGAGCUGAGCAGCGGCAGGCACGCGAAUACGGACUACGCGCCGAAACUCACGCCCUAUGAGCGAAAGAAGCAGUGCUCGUUGUGCGGUGUCUUGAUUUCCUCAGAGGUCUACCUCUUUAGUCAUAUCAAAGGGAAGAAGCAUCAGCAGGCGGUGAGAGAAAACAGCAGCAUCCAAGGACGGGAGCUUUCGGAUGAAGAAGUGGAACACCUGUCAUUAAAAAAGUACAUUGUCGAUAUCAUGGUAGAAAGCUCAGUCCCAGCAGAACCCUUAAAAGACGGUGAGGAGAGGCAGAAAACGAAAAAGAAAGCCAAGAAACUAAAGGCACGGAUGAACUCCAGGGCAAAAGAAUAUGAAAAUGCAGUGGAAGCGAAAAGCAUCCCCAGUGACUCCCCCUACAAAGCAAAGUUGCAGCGAUUGGUCAAAGACAUGCUAAAGCAGCUUCAGAUUCAAGACAGUAACAAAGUCUCUGCGCUGGAUAGAAUUCUGGGAGAGAUUUCACGUAUCCUGGAAAAAGAGAAUGCGGCAGAUCAGGUGGCAUUUCACGCCGCGGGGGGAUUUACAGCUCUGGAGCAAGUCCUGCAGGUCGUGACGACGUCCAGCAACCUGAACACCGUUUCACGCAUCCCCCUGAAGUCCCUCUGCAGCGCAGUCAAUGCUUACCUCCUGGCCUGCAGCCACUGUGUGGAAAACUGCACCUAUGUUUUGUUCAGCAACAAGAUUACUUUUUUAGUAGACCUGCUGAUGCACCAGUUGAUGGUUUAUGUUCCAGACGACCAUAAUACCACCUUAGGAAGAACUUCAAACAAGCAAGUGUUUGAAGGUCUAACAACUGGACUUCUGAGAAUCCUGGCUACAGUGUUUGGGUGUCUGAUCUCCAGCCUACCUCUUGGAAACAACCACAUAUACACACCAAAAUUAGUGCAAGAAGCAAAGAACAAGACGUCCCAGGUUGAAGUCUUCAACAGUAGGAUGCAAGACCUCAUCAGCUACAUGGUCAACAUCGGAUUGAUUGAAAAGUUGGCUUGCUGCUUCCUUUCCGUCCAAGGCCCCAUUGAUGAGAACCCCAAAAUAGCCGCCUUCCUGCAGAACGCCGCAGCCUCCUUGCAGGGAAUGUGCCAGAUGUGUUUUGCCGCCAACGGCAGGUCCUGGAGCAUCUUUGACGACACCCGCCAGGAUCCCACGGGGCUCACGGCGGCCCUCCAGGCCACGGAUCUGGUGGGGGUGCUGCAUAUGUUAUACUGCAUCCUUUUCCACGGCACCAUCGCAGACCUGAGCACGGCCAGCCCGAAGGAGAGCUACACCGAGAACACGGUCCACGUGGCCCUUCAGAGCUUGCGCUUUUUCAAUCGUUUUGCUGUCCUGGACCUGCCCGCGUUCCAGUCGAUCGUUGGCGGUGAAGGAUUGUCCCUGGCAUUCCGGCACAUUAUAAGCUCUUUGUUGUGGCACUGCUCCCAGCAUACCUGCGACGCACUACUGCAUGAAGUCAUCGUGUGCGUUGGAUACUUCACGGUGAAGCACCUGGAUAAUCAGGUGAUUGUCCAGUCUGGGCGCCACCCCACUGUCUUGCAGAAGCUCUGCCAACUUCCUUUCCAGUAUUUCAGCGACCCUCGCCUGGUCAAAGUGCUCUUUCCAACCCUCAUAGCUGCUUGUUACAAUAACCCACAGAACAAGAUCAUUCUGGAGCAGGAGAUGAGUUGUGUGCUGCUCGCCACGUUCAUUCAGGAUUUCACACAAAGUUCAGCCCAGACCGAGAACCAGCCGUGCCCACACAGGGCAGAAAAGACCUUCAGCUCCCAAGAUUACCUGGACCUCUCUCACAGGUUCCCUCGUCAGAGCUGGGAAGAGGCGUGGCAAUUCUUCUUGAAGAAAGAGAAAAAAUAGGGUUUUUUUCGUAGUCCUUUUUGAAGCAUUCAGCCAUUUCUGAUGGUUUAGCAAGUCCCUGCACUCUUUAAGAAGACGUUUGAAAGACUUUUUGUACUAAAAAUGCACAUACUGUAGAUAAAUAUAUACAGAUAUAUUUACAAAUAUUAUUUGCACUAUUGCAAUCAGAAGAAAUGUACAUACUUAAAAAACCUGUUUUUUGUUGUUCUGAAAAUAAGUUCGUUUGUUUUCCAUUAAUAUAUGCUACUUCUGUCUUCCCAACCUUGCCCACUUCCAAUGCCCUGGACUCCAACCCCCAUCACCCUAGCUCAUGUACACACUGGCUGGGGAUCAUGGGGGUUGUAGUCCAGGGCUUCCAGGGGGCGUCAGACUGGGAAAAGCUACGCUGCACCAUGGUUUCUUGUACUUUAUACCCUGUGGUGUAGCUCUUGCGCCGUGACGCUGCUGACAGCAGCCAGAGCUGUGGAGGAAGCCCACUUCUGCAAGAGCCAUUGAAAUGAAUGGGCAGCCUCUGGAGAACUGUAGAUUCAUUUCACCGGGGUUCCUUCAGGAGGACCUCCUACCACAGUACCCCUGGUGUCGCAGCCUAUAAAACUUGUGAUAAAAUAAUUUAUUCUGUUCUGUUGUCCGUGUUGUGUAAGUUUUUACACAAAAGCUCCUGUAUCCAGUGAGUUCUAAAUGGGGAAACUCAGUCCAAACCUUAGACCUGCCACUGUCCAAACAAUUGGACUACAAGCUGUCCCAUCAUUCCCAGCCCAUGUGGCUGUGGAAGCUGGGGUUUGUAGUCCAACACCUCUGGUGGACACCAGGUUGCAGGAGGCUCUGCUAGAGCUUCGAAGCCUUCUUGGGCUUUGAGUUCCGUUCAAAUUUUGCAGUAUGUUACAGAAGGUGAUGUACAUUUUUAUAACAGCCAUUCUCAAUAGUCUUGUAAGUGUUGAGAAUUUUCACCAGAUUUAUUAAAAACUGUAUUGCAAUUGGCAA
Messenger RNA from Varanus komodoensis (Komodo dragon), 5337 nucleotides. RefSeq names its product S-phase cyclin A associated protein in the ER (gene SCAPER). Gene Ontology annotation, molecular function: nucleic acid binding; zinc ion binding. Lineage: Eukaryota; Metazoa; Chordata; Lepidosauria; Squamata; Varanidae. The coding region runs from base 43 to 4356 and encodes 1437 amino acids. The record is from RefSeq and is a predicted model, not a curated record. The transcript has 32 exons.